AUGGACCUGGCCGCGAGAAGGUUGACUAAGCUGCAAACGAUGGGGACCUCGCCUUUUGACGAUGAGUUGGAGGAGAUCCUCAAAGAGCCCGUCAUGGAGAAAUGUGUGAAAGAAAUUGAGCGAAUCCAGAAGGACCCCAUGAAUCGAGAGGUCUUCAGGCCGCACCGGGAGCCCCGGUGCGGCCUCGUCGGCACGAAGAAGUGCACUGUGUCUUACGUUGGCACCGACAACACUGAGCCAUACUGCUGCCCCCCGGUGUGCCUGGAACCUGAUGCGAUCAAGGGCUAUGAGAAGCUGCAGUCAAUUUUCUUGUGCAAGCUGAGAGCCGCGGCAAUGUCACUUAUGGAGCUGAGUGCCGUGGUGCCAGCGUUGGCCGGGAGUGUGGCCAGAGGAUUGCCCAGCAGAUGGCUUCGCAAAGAGGACAAGGAAAGCAGAGACAGCAGACACAACCUUUGCCUUAAUCGCUUGUGCGCAGAGUUGGCCGCAAAAGACUUGGACGUCCGCCAAAAGGCCGCCGAGUCAUUGGCGCAAUUGUCAAAGGGUGAUUCUUUCGCUGUGGUGUUGGCUGACAACUUGCAGCCUGUGAUGCAUCACGGCUUGAAGCCUGCCCAACCUGGACCAGUGAAGUUGCCCGUCCUUGCGGCCUUGCGCUCCAUUGCCGAGAAGGGCCACGCCGUCUCGGUGGCUCUGCAUUCGAACUCAUUGCUACCAUGUUUGGAAGAUCAGGACAUCCUUGUCCAAAGAAAAGUCUCUGCGUUGUACCGGGUCCUGGCAGAAGAAGGUGCUGCUGGCAUGAUAGCACCAGAUGUCAAGAGCAUCAUGCACUGCUUCGAGGCAACUCAGGCAAAUGGUGUUCCUCUGGCAGCACCUUUGGAUGCGCUAAGUGCCAUUGCUAUUGCGGGAGAGGGCCUAGCGGUUGCCAGUGUCAUUGAUCCACUGCUGAGAAGCUUGAAGGAUGAUCGGCCCAAGAUUCGCAAGAGCGCUUGCGCAACGCUGGGUGCCAUAGCGAGUGGCGGCGCCAAGGAGCUGCUGGGGUCUCUAGGCCUCUGCGCCGAGGCCGAGGGUCGAGGAUGUCGAGCCUCUCUGUUUGAGAUGUUGGUCUGCACAGCUCUUGACGACAGAGAUGACGCCGUACGUUUGGAGGCUGCUGACGCACUAAGAUGCUUGCCAGAAGCUGAUCCAGACACUUGCGAUGAGACGCGUCAACGAUUUCCUCAGCUGGUCAGGCGUUUGCGGGCUGAACGGUAUAGAGACUGUCGAAGAGGAAAGAAAGGAGAAGCAUUCAAAAUCAUCUCUGAAUCUAUGGGUAUGGCGGAUGAGUUUGGGUUUUCAGGUCCAACGACAUCACUUGAAGGGCUAUGUGCUAUUUGCCAAGAGCAGUUUCAUACAGACGGAUGGUGCCCAGACUCGGAUCAACCGCUCACUCUGCUCUGUGGCCACACUUUCCAUCACAAAUGCUGUCGUCAAUGGUUUGAGUGGCAAGACAGAUGCGACCGUAAACCAAGCUGCCCAGUCUGUAGAGCAACAGGUCAUCCAGAUCUGUUCGCGCGAAAAAAGUGA
Molecule: messenger RNA, 1560 nt
Organism: Symbiodinium sp. CCMP2592
Lineage: Eukaryota; Dinophyceae; Suessiales; Symbiodiniaceae
Source: the annotation of a GenBank genome assembly